Chelmon rostratus (copperband butterflyfish) is the source of this 7956-nucleotide messenger RNA. It is a transcript of the gene exoc6, whose product is annotated as exocyst complex component 6. The record is from RefSeq and is a predicted model, not a curated record. Lineage: Eukaryota; Metazoa; Chordata; Actinopteri; Chaetodontiformes; Chaetodontidae. The transcript has 23 exons. Gene Ontology annotation, cellular component: exocyst; membrane. Gene Ontology annotation, biological process: intracellular protein transport; Golgi to plasma membrane transport; exocytosis. The coding region runs from base 1 to 2454 and encodes 817 amino acids.
AUGGCCAGUGACAGGGUCCAUGCUGCUUUGCCUGACCCUCCCAGUCAAAGAGAAGAGGACAACAAAGAAGAAGAGAAGGCUUUUGGGAAUAUUUUUGUAGAGUUAGAAUCUGUGGACCUGCCUCUGGGAACCACCUUAAGGUCUAUUUACGAUGACCAGCCCAACGCCCACAAACGCUUCAUGGAGAAGCUGGAUGCCAGGAUAAGGAACCAUGACCGUGAGAUUGAGAAGAUGUGCAAUUUUCACCACCAAGGCUUUGUGGACGCCAUCACAGAGCUCCUCAAAGUCCGUGCUGAUGCAGAGAAACUGAUGGGUCAAGUGACAGACACUAAUCAAAGACUACAAGAAGCUGGGAGGGAGGUGACAGCUCAGACAGAGGAGGUGAUUCGAUGUCGGAUCCAGCAGAGGAACAUGGCCACCACUGUGGAGAAGCUCCAGCUCUGUAUACCAGUGCUAGAAAUGUACAGCAAACUAAAGGAGCAGCUGGAAUCCAAAAGAUACUAUGCUGCGUUGAAAACCAUGGAGCAGCUGGAGAAGGUCUACAUCCCCAGGGUCAGUCAGUACAGGUUCUGUCAGAUCAUGGCUGAAAACCUGCCCAGACUGAGAGAGGAGAUCAAGGAGAUCUCCAUGUCAGACCUAAAGGACUUCCUGGAAAGCAUCAGAAAACACUCCGACAAGGUUGGAGAAACUGCCAUGAGACAGGCACAGCAGCACAGGACCUUCAACAGUGCAGUUGCCAAGCAGGCCAGUAUGGGCCACUACACCAAGCCUGUGUACUCUCUCAAUGGACGAACACACAGUCACACUCACAACGGCCUGAUGAUGGAUGAUGAUACAGGAGAUGAAGAGGAAGCAGAUGAAGAGAUCCUUACAGCUCAGGACCUGGUGGACUUCUCACCUGUCUACAGAUGUCUGCACAUUUACACUGUACUGGGUGACCGAGAAACAUUUGAGAACUACUACAGGAAACAGAGGAAGAAACAGGCCCGGCUCGUCCUGCAGCCACAGGCGAACAUGCAUGAGACAGUGGAAGGCUACAGAAGAUACUUCAAUCAGAUUGUGGGGUUCUUUGUUGUGGAGGACCAUAUCCUCCAUGCCACGCAGGGGCUGGUGACCAGAGCUUUCACUGAUGAACUGUGGAACAUGGCCCUGUCCAAGAUCAUUGCUGUGCUCCGUACACAUUCUUCAUACUGUGAUGACCCAGACCUGGUCCUGGAGCUAAAGAACCUCAUAGUCAUCUUUGCUGACACACUACAGGGUUACGGUUUCCCAGUGAACCGGCUGUUUGACCUGCUGUUUGAGGUCAGAGACCAAUACAAUGAAACUCUGCUGAAGAAGUGGGCACUGGUUUUUAGGGAGAUCUUUGAGUUGGACAACUACAGUCCCAUCCCAGUGGAGACAGAGGAGGAGUAUAAACUGGUGGUCAGCCGCUUUCCCUUCCACGAUGCUGAGAUAGAGAAGCAGGACUUUCCGAAGAAGCUGCCGAUGUCCCAGUCUGUCCCUCAGAUCUACACACAGGUCAAAGAGUUCAUUUAUGCCAGCCUGAAGUUCUCAGAGUCACUACACCGCAGUUCAACAGAGAUUGAUGAUAUGUUGCGAAAAUCAACCAACCUACUGCUGACAAGAACACUCAGCAGCUGUCUGCAAAACCUCAUCAAGAAACCUCACAUAGGACUGACUGAACUAGUGCAGAUCAUCAUUAACACCACCCACCUGGAGCAAGCCUGCAGGUAUCUGGAGGAGUUUAUAACAAACAUCACCAAUGUCUCCCCCGAAACAGUCCACACCACAAGACUCUAUGGCUUGUCCACAUUCAAGGAUGCUCGUCACGCCGCAGAGGGAGAGAUUUACACCAAACUCAACCAGAAGAUCGAUGAAUUUAUCCAGCUAGCAGACUAUGAAUGGGGCAUGGCUGAGUCAGACGGCCGUGCCUCUGGAUACCUGAUGGACCUGAUCAACUUCCUGCGUUCCACUUUCCAGGUCUUCACACACCUUCCGGGUAAAGUGGCCCAGACAGCUUGUAUGUCAGCCUGCAAGCAUCUGUCCACAUCACUGAUGCAGAUGCUGCUGGACACAGAACUCAAACAGAUCAGUAUGGGGGCAAUUCAGCAGUUCAACCUGGAUGUCAUUCAGUGUGAAUUGUUUGCCAGUUCAGAGCCAGUCCCUGGCUUUCAAGGAGACACACUCCAGCUGGCCUUCAUCGACCUGCGACAGCUCCUGGACCUGUUCAUGGUGUGGGACUGGUCGACUUACCUGGCAGAUUAUGGUCAGCCAACCUCCAAAUACCUGAGAGUGAACCCCGCCACUGCCCUGGCACUCCUGGAGAAGAUGAAGGACACCAGUAAGAAGAACAACAUCUUCUCUCAGUUCAGGAAGAAUGACAGAGACAAACAGAAGCUGAUAGAGACUGUGGUCAAACAGCUGAGGAGCCUGGUCAACGGCAUGUCCUCCUGAACACACACACACACACACACACACACAGAGAAGUGACAUGUGUGUCACAAAGAGAUAUAAAGAAUGAGACAUGCAUGCAGUCACAUGCACACACUGAACUGCCAGGACACUCCCAGAGGACGGACAUUUUCACACAUGGAAUGAAGUGAAAACACACAACAUGACAGUGACACACAGGGAAUUUACACACACACACACACACACACAUAGACACACAAAAGGGACAGCAAUACACAUACUGUACAAGGCAUGCAGGGGACUAGUAAAUAUGACACACACACACACACACAGAGUCAUAUCCUCCUCUUACUGUUAUACCUGACUGAAUAAUCAAUGUAAGUAACACACACACAUACAAAAACAUACUAAACAGUUUACUGGACUCUUCAUAGGAGUUAACAGUAAAAUGUAAAGUAUUUUUAAUGGCUAUGAUAAGAUAAACUAUGUUUUGUACAUUUGUGAGAGUGUCAUGAUUGUAGCUGCAGAGGGAGGCUGGUGCAGCAGAGGAAACGGCACUCACAAGUACUGGGACAGCGAGGUCAAAGGUCAGUGCCACAGGUGCAUGACACACCUCGACUGAAAAUUAGAUUAGAGGUAAAUGAAUGAAGGUGGGAUAUAUUUUCUUUACAUUGAUUUGCUAAUCAUUUUUUGAACAUUUUCAAAUACAGAUCUGGCCAUAUCUUACACACUGCACCGUUACAGGCAGAACAGGAAGCCAUAGCUCAGUAGUGACCAUUCAAACCAAUGUCUCCACUUUAACCAGCUGUGACUCCGUUUUUAACAUGGGUCUCAUGUUAAAGGCUAGAAAAAACAUAGAUGGUACAUUUACAAACAACACAAGCCAUGAUAAUGUGAGUGUGAGCUCUGUAAUGACAGCUCAGUUUUUCCCACUGUGCAAAAAUAAUUAAGAUGUGUCUGAAUUUGAAAAAAACAUUUCAAAACUAGACAUAUACUCAACAUAUACAAACAAACCAGGUCUCUCAUUGAAAUGACACUGAAGAAGACUACGACUAAGAUUACAGUAACAAAUUUUCUUUAGAGCAUGUUGGAUUUGAGUCUGGGUCCCAGUGAAGCUCCAGGUUGAGUCACAAUAAAAUACUGUAAUUUUACACUGUAAUCAGUGCAUAUCAGUGGAAUCGAUGCCCUCAAAGAAUUCAGUCAUGGAGGCAAAGUCAAUAUGUACAAAUAAGACUUCAAGCCAGGUUCAUAAAUUUGCACCAUUGAUCGACUGCAAACGAUCUGAGCUGAGCUGACCUGUAAUUAAACGGAUACAGCUGUAGAGUCCAGUAUGGUUCAGAUUGGAUGGUGCAGCAGUGCGACCACUUGUGUCUCAGUCACAGAGGCCAUUAACACAUUCCCUUAUAUUAGCUCAUUGAACUUACUGUCUGGACAGCAUUCACAUUUCUGAACAAAAGCUCUGAUCUCAUAAGACACUAAACCUUAUUCAGAACAUGAAACUCUUUCAGUUUAGUUUUUGCUAUCUGUCAGUUUCCCACAGAAUUCUGGGUAUUGAAAUGUUGCCAUCGAUGGUUCUGACCAAGUUAAACUCAUUGUCCCAGUACUUCAACUUUUUCUGUGUAUGCGUGUGUGCAGAAACAAAGUACCGCUGAGGUCAUGGAUGGAUGGAAGAACAGAUGAAUGGAUGAUGACGUCUCGAAAGACUGAUGUUCAUGAAAAAGUGACGUUUUGUUGAACUUGGUGGCUUUGCUUGCUGUUUGUCUUCUUUUCUGCCUCACAUCGUACACUGAAGCCGAGCCCCUGAGACAGAGCCUCACAGUGACUGAACAUGGAGGAGUUCAGCGUCUGCUUGAACAUGACACGUGCAGGCAGCAAGCAUGAUGAAACCUGUUUGCAGAGAGUGGUAGUGGGCCGAGUCGUUCACGCUUUCACGGUGGUUAAAAUCUUCACAUGUUCUCUGCAUCCAAAAAGUGGCUUUUUAAAUGAUUUGGUCCACCUUGUGUUUAUACACAGUUUGGACAACGUAACACAACAAAUCAAAUAAUGCAGUCUGUUACAACAACACACAAACUCAGUGCAGGUUGUUGUACUGAAUUGUAUUAGAUUGUACAGGUGGACACAUCUGGAUUUGCUCAGCAAAGGCUCCGAGGAACUGAUGAGGAUUUUGGGUUUGAGUGUCAGUGACCACUGCAUGAAACAAUCCUAAUGGAGGGUUUGCAUGUGAUGUCACCAUAUGAGAAAUUCACCAUGUUGCAGGACACUUACACCUGGUGUUGACACGCAGUCUGUAUCUGGACAUGUUUAGUGCAAAUGCUAGCAGAGCACAUAGCAUACCAGUCAGACCACCUCUGGAGGUGUACCGUGGUCAGAUCUCAGCCUGGUGUAAAUAUGCAGUGUGGAAACAAUUUUAAGAAAUAAAAUCUACCCAUCAAGUUUGAAGGUCACAAAGCUACAGAGGGAUCUUUCCUCUGCAAAGGAAGAAUAAGUAGAGCACAUGCAACAGCAUCACUUCAGGAGACUGGAGGGACUGCUGAUACGUGCAAGAUUAGAGUUGCAGGACUGAUGGGAUAAACUAGUACCACUAGUGCAGGAAGCUUCUCUGUUGGCUCUGAUUAUCCUAUAAUCUACACUUUUUUGUCCUUGUGACUUCAAUUUUAUCAUUUAGCCAUGUCCACCAGGGCCCAGCUCAAAAUGUGUGGCUGAACCUUCUUAUGUCUACAUCCAAUGUAGCAUAAACAGAAGUACGUCAGCUGUCAGUGCCUGUCACGAGUGAAUGAUUGACAGCCAGGUGUACUCCAGAGCUGCAUCACACGGAUCCCCUUAUACUACAUUCAAUGUCUGCAGACAUUUUCACACGUGCAGUUGAGAUCAUGUGACCCGCACAUGCAUUCUACACAUGCAUACAUAUUGGGCUGCUCACAGACAUGGGUCGAUGAUGAAAUCUACACCGUCCAGACUCUAAAAGUAUAAUUAGCAGUCAGCCCGCAUUCUGUGGAUACUUUUGGCUAUCACCAUCUGUCAUGUGACACGUUCAUCAAGAGUCUCCAGUAUUGUUUUGAGUUGAUAUGGGGCGCGCCAUGUUUGUCGACAUGUCUGCCUGUUCCACCUGCCUAUAUCUGCAUAUUGAGACGUGAUCACACAAUCUAUAUGAGAGCACCUCGUAACACCAGGUGGAAAUGCACAGGCCUGUGAGCGGAUGUCAUUAUUUGGAUACAGAUCACAUGUUAAUACCCGGUGACGGGGUUUAAAUUUUCCCAGCACAUUUCAGCACCCACAGGCCAACAGACAUUUACACAUCAUUCAAUCUGUUGAGCUUUACCUGAACGAGGCUUUAACAGACAAGGUUGUUUUCCUCCCGAGGUGUCACAGCUGCACUCGUUCAUAGCAGCCACAGCAGUCUGUGGCCACUCAGUGGUCUUGAGGGUGGUCAGGAGGUCUCAUGUGAAUGUGACAUCAGUGCAUGCCCUCUUCCUCCCUCUGUAAAUCCUGUCAGUUGUAGGGUAAAGGACAUUAUUUAUGUGAUGUUAACUACAGUUUUGUCUUACAACCCACUCAAACUACUUGAUUCAUGCUUGCAAGAAAACAAGUCCCCCUUGGGGGAUUGUGUGUUAUUAGUGAUUAUAUAUACAUAUAUAUAUUUAACAGUUCAAUAACUUGCAUUCAGCAUACUUUCUUUUUGUUCCUCAGGGUGAAAUGAAGCUUUAGAAUCUCAUAACCCACAUAUAUCCACAAAGCACAGCAAUAAUGAAUUGGUUCCUUUACAGCCUCGCAGCAAGUUGAUGCUUACUAAAAACCUGCACACGACUCCUGGUGACGAACAUUUUAUAUUGAGACUGUUUCUAUUCUGUUCAUGUUUUGGGUCUGUGCUCCACUUUCAGCAGGCAUUUUUGCUCUGAAACUGAGGUUUUUCCUUUUAGAUUAAUUUUUUUGCCUUUUUUAAAAUUUGCUUGUAAAUGACACUGUAUAUACUGCAUAUUUUGUAAAGAAAAUAUUCCAGCAGUUUGUCUGCUACAAACAGAAUUGGAGGUUGUCAGUAAGAUAAGCACCUCCGUCAACACCUAAAGUAAAUAUGUAAUUAAUGAGAGUUUGAAUUUGCAUUUGUUGCUUACUUGGUGGACACAGUUCAGUACAGUGUGAGGAGCUCAGUGAUUUACAUUGGUACCUUCUCUCCACUCAUUUGCAUGGUUAAGGAAUAUAAAUGAUAUAUUAUGUUCAAUCAAAGGUCCUGUAUAACAUUCCAAUAUGAAGUUUGUAAAUACCGGUCCUAAAGAUUCCAACUACAUACAAACUAUCCAAAAUAAAGGACAGUUCCAAAUGAAGUUUCAGUCGAAGGGAUUCUGUGCACACACCUCACUGUCUGGGGGUUUCGUGUGUGUGAACUGGUUCUCCUAGUUUCGAGGUGUGUACAGGGCCUCCCAUGUCAUUCAGUUCUUCCUCCUGCCAUUAAUUUAUGAUCCAUUUUACCAUUAAAUCCUUAGAUAAAUGUCAGCAAACAGUAUGGAUUGGUGAAAUGCCUCACAUGGCACAAUGUGCAUGUCCACAUCACUAAUUUCAUCAGUACAGCCACAGAGGCACGUCGUGCUCUCCACUGCUCUCACUUUCUCAUUUUACCAUGAAUACUGCUUUUAUCUGUUAUUUACAGUUCUUUCUGCUUGGUUUAUUGAUGGCUUCCAUUGCUACAGUCAGUGCAGCUCAGGCUGUCCUGCAGAGGUUUCACAUUUAAAGCCUGUACCAGAAAAACGGGAGGAAGUGUUUCCUUUAAGCUGGACGACUUACUAUGUGAAACGUCUUCGCUGGAAGUCUUCAUCAACAGUGACUUAACACUGAUCGAAAAAAUGGGACGUGAAAAGUAGAAAAAAAAAGUCAGUGUAUGAAAGCAGCAUGUGUGAAAAAAGAGAAAGUCGUAGCAGCACAGUGGUGAGUAUGGCAUGACUCUGAAACAUACAUUAUACUGAACUCAUCAAGUGACCGGGUCGUCAUGGACAUCAACAUCAACAGCAAAUUAAAACAGGGACAGAUCAGAAAACAAUUUCUGUCUCCUAGAAAUGAAGAUGACCUUCAAUAUGUAUGUGUGUUGCAGAUUAGUUGAAUUUGAAUGUAAUUUCCAGGAGACAGGAUUAUAAAAGAUGAUCAAACAUACUUAGAAAACAAGGGAAUCUUUGCAGUUGGUAAACAGCUGACAAUGUAUGUUCAUUAAUAUAUGAUGUGUCACAUAAUCUCAUAAUGUAGUAGAUUCAGAUACACACCUAAUCCAAAAUUCAAGUACGAAAUUCAUCAGUGCUGCCAAAUAAAAAGACCACGGGUCAAGAUUAAAAAUGAAGGUUUUACAUGAAACUGCUUGUAUGCCAAUGAUCAUUUCCACUGGGAAUAAAACGAGCUUGUUUUUCUUGCCUUCCACAGAAGUGGAGAGAGGGUACGUUUUGAUAUCCAAAGGAAUCCUUGCUUUACCUUUGUCGUUGUUCUCAGUAAGACACCCUGACUGAGAUGUUGUUUUCCUAAAUUUGUUGUUUUUAAUUUUGUGUGCUGUAAUAAAGGUUUAUUCAA